Messenger RNA from Aspergillus sclerotioniger CBS 115572, 2410 nucleotides. RefSeq names its product MFS transporter. Gene Ontology annotation, biological process: transmembrane transport. The coding region runs from base 468 to 2249 and encodes 593 amino acids. Gene Ontology annotation, molecular function: transmembrane transporter activity. The transcript has a single exon. The record is from RefSeq and is a predicted model, not a curated record. Lineage: Eukaryota; Fungi; Ascomycota; Eurotiomycetes; Eurotiales; Aspergillaceae.
UAGGUGGUUCUUCUUCUCGAGUCACCUACAGAAACCGAGGCAGAUCUCGAGAUUGUUUCAUGAUGCGUUCGUCAGGUAUUGUGACGGAUCAAAACACGAGAACGAUACCAGCGCCGGGCCCAGCCUCGGUCCGUCCAGCCAUCGGGUUGCCGAACUCACAACCGAAGCCUCCACUCGGUGGGCCCAUGGAGAGUCGGUGGAUGGCGGUGGAGUCCACACAAGCAACGGGAUUCGGCCAGUCGAAUCGGACGACACCCACUUUUCCCUGGGAUGCUUGCAUCAACUGCACCAGGGCCAUCCUGCAUAGCCUGGUCAUGUCGUAGUGCCCGUUGGGUACCACACCCUAAUAAAAUUCCUCAAACACGCCAUACCAGUCGCCAAUAACCCAAUCCUUUAUAUAACCAUGUCACCCCACUGCCCUCGCUUGUCGCAGUCCACCAUGCAACAACACUCCUUUCCAUCCCAUCAUGGCCAAGAUCCCUCACUGGCGUCUGAUCGUCGAUCAAAGUGUCGUCACUCAGGAGAUCAUCGACUAUCCUUAUGCCGGUUCGGGGACGGAAUCAGAUCCGUUCGUGGUAGAAUGGAUUCCCAAUGACCCACGCAACCCCAUGCUCUUCAAACAAAAGAUGAAAUGGGUAUACACCAUCAUCGCCGCGUUCGCCACCUUUGGCGUCUCCAUGGCCUCAUCUGCCUACGCCGGCAGUAUCGACCAGGUGAUCGAGCACUUUAACAUCAGCACUGAGGUAGCCACGCUGGGAGUGUCCUUGUUCGUUCUAGGAUUCGCCAUCGGCCCACUCUUCUGGGCACCCCUCAGUGAACUCGUUGGUCGUCAACUAGUCUUCUUCGUCUCCUACAUGGGCCUAUCCGUAUUCAGCGCCGGCGCAACAGGCUCCAAAAACCCCUGGACAUUAAUCAUCCUCAGAUUCCUUGCUGGCUCCUUCGGAUCCAGUCCCCUAACCAACGCAGGCGGCCUCAUCGCCGACGUCUUCCCCGCCGAGGAGCGCGGCUUAGCAAUGAGUGUCUUCGCAGGAAGUCCUUUCCUCGGACCGACCCUCGGCCCCAUCAUCGGGGGAUUCCUAGGUGAAAACGCAGGUUGGAAAUGGGUCGAAGGGUUCUUAGCAACCUUCACCGGUCUUAUCUGGAUCGUCCAAUUUCUCAUCGUUCCCGAAACCUACGCCCCAGUCCUCCUCCGCAAGCGCGCCGACCGUCUCACCAAACUCACCGGCAAGACCUACAUCAGCAAACUGGACGUCGAGCGCGGCCGUGUCUCAAUCAGCAGCGCUUUCGGCGCCGCUCUCCUCCGCCCCUGGAUCCUCCUCUUCGCUGAGCCCAUCGUCCUCCUCCUCUCUAUCUACAUGGCCAUCGUCUACGGAACCCUCUACAUGCUCUUCGACGCCUUUCCAAUCGUCUACCAAGAACUCCGGGGCUGGAGCGAAGGUGUUGGUAGUCUACCUUUCCUCGGCGUGAUGGUCGGGAUGAUGUCCGCAGUCGGAUACAACAUGUGGGACAACAAACGGUAUAAACGGGUGCACGAAAAACACCGCGGAUUUGCACCCCCGGAAGCCCGUCUCCCCCCGUCCAUGAUCGGCAGCAUCACUAUUCCGAUUGGACUCUUCUGGUUCGCCUGGACCAACGGUCUCAACGUCCAUUGGAUCGUGAGCAUCAUCGCCUCCGCCCCAUUCGGCUUUGGAAUGGUCCUCGUCUUCCUCAACAUCAUGUCCUAUCUCAUCGACGCAUACACUAUUUACGCUGCUUCCGUGCUCGCUGCCAACUCCAUCAUUCGAAGCUGUUUCGGUGCCGGCUUCCCUCUCUUCACUACCUACAUGUACCAGAACCUAGGUAUCCACUGGGCAUCCUGCAUCCCGGCCUUCCUGUCGAUCGCUUGUCUCCCCUUCCCAUUCAUCUUUUACAAGUACGGUGCAGCAAUCCGACGAAAGUGCAAAUAUGCCGGCGAAUCGGACGCAUUCAUGAAGAAACUGGCCGAUAAGUCGUUGAAUCCGGAGAAGAGCCAGGAGGUGGUUGAUGAAGAGGCCGAGGCUGUUGCGGAUGGACUUGACGAAACGCGUGUCGACAGGGAGUUGGAUCUCGAGCGUGCGAAGACGGCGAAUACUGUGUCGGAGUCGAGCGAUGAACAUGGUGAUCGGCAGUAUGAGGCGAAUCCGUAUGAUAUUGACCGGGUGAAUACGAGGAACUCGGCUAUUUCGCGGUCGAUGUCGACGAAGUCGAGGAGGAAGAAGUUUGGGUUUUAAGGGGAAUGGUUGAGUACAGUUGGUGUUGGUGCGGUUGGUAGCAAAGUGUUGAAGGGGCUGAUUUUGAGAUACCCUUCUGUUUUUCGUCGUUCGUGAUACCUUGGUUAUAGAUACUACUACUUAGCUCGAUAAUCAGAUAAUUUCUAGUGGAUGUGUAAAGU